This is a messenger RNA of Ilex paraguariensis (yerba mate), 1488 nucleotides long. The record is from the annotation of a GenBank genome assembly. Lineage: Eukaryota; Viridiplantae; Streptophyta; Magnoliopsida; Aquifoliales; Aquifoliaceae.
GUGGAUAUAGAUAGAUGGAUACAUACAGCCCUUUAUAUCUAUAUAUACACACAUCUCACGAGAAAGAAAGGGGUACCUCAAACACCAUGGCUCUACGAUUAGGUCUCCUCUUCGUUUUCUCUCUCCUUCUCGCGACGUCGUUCGCGUUCGCCGACGACGAGGUGAACACCACCGAAGAUCUCUUAAUCCGGCAAGUAGUCGGCGACGAUCAUCUAUUGAACGCCGAUCAUCAUUUUUCGAUCUUCAAGAGGAGGUUUGGCAAAAGCUAUGCUACAAAGGAGGAGCACGAUUACAGGUUUUCGGUCUUCAAUGCUAACCUGCGCCGCGCGAAGCGCCUCCAGAAGCUUGAUCCAUCGGCGGUCCACGGGGUGACUCAGUUCUCCGAUCUAACUCCGGCUGAGUUUCGCCGGAAUUUCCUCGGAUUGAAGCGUAAGCUGAAGAUUCCGAAGGAUGCGAACCAGGCUCCGAUCCUUCCGACGAGUGAUCUUCCCGAGGAUUUCGAUUGGAGAGACCAUGGUGCCGUCACGCCCGUAAAGAAUCAGGGUUCGUGUGGGUCGUGCUGGUCGUUUAGUACGACAGGGGCAUUGGAAGGUGCGAAUUAUCUCGCUACAGGGAAGCUGGUUAGCCUUAGCGAGCAACAGCUGGUGGAUUGUGACCACGAGUGUGAUCCAGAGGAAGCAGGUGCUUGUGACUCGGGGUGCAAUGGUGGGCUGAUGAAUAGUGCCUUUGAGUACACUCUUAAAGCUGGUGGACUCAUGCGAGAAGAAGAUUAUGUUUACACCGGUACUGAUGGUGGAACCUGCAAAUUUGACAAGACCAAGAUCGCUGCCAAAGUGGCUAACUUCAGUGUUGUCUCCCUUAAUGAAGACCAAAUUGCUGCAAAUCUUGUGAAAAAUGGUCCGCUUGCAGUGGCGAUCAAUGCAGUUUUCAUGCAGACAUAUGUCGGGGGAGUUUCAUGCCCAUACAUAUGCUCGAAGAGGUUGGACCAUGGUGUGUUAUUGGUCGGGUACGGUUCAGCUGGCUAUUCUCCUAUUAGAAUGAAGGAGAAGCCAUAUUGGAUCAUAAAGAACUCUUGGGGAGAAAACUGGGGUGAGAAUGGAUUCUACAAAAUCUGUAGGGGUCGUAAUAUCUGUGGCGUGGACUCUAUGGUCUCCACCGUUGCUGCUGUUACCACCUCACAUUAGCCAUAUGAAUGAUGAUAUAUGUGCAUCAAUUUAUGUAUUUCUAUGUAUAUAUAAGGAAGAAGCAACUUUCUCUAAAUUAGUUAUAGCAUUCCUCCCAAGUAUUCCCAAGAUCAAGAAACAUAUUAAUUAACGUUGUAAUCUGCAUCUAUUGCCAAGUUCCUUCCUUUAUCUUUGUUGUCGUGGUAUAAGAUUGUCUUCGCCUUUGAUGCUAUGAAUAAUUAUCAAUCUUCUUUAGCUGUGUAAAUCUCCGAUCUGUCAGUUUACAUAUCUUAUAUUUUAGACAUACUAUAAUAGUACUGAUUAU